GCAAAAUCAAGAGAAAAAAACAAAGGAAGGAAGGAAGGAAGGAAGAAAGAAAUGGGAAGCAGCAAGCCGCUGGGAACGACCGGAGAGUUUUUCAGGAGGAGGGACGAGUGGAGGAAGCACCCGAUGCUCUCGAAUCAGCUCCGCCACGCCACUCCCGGCCUCGGCAUCGCUCUCGUCGCCUUCGGCGUCUACUUGGUCGGCGAGCAGUUCUACAACCGCGUCAUCUCUCCUCCUCCCUCCUCUUCCCACUGAGAUUGGCUGCUCAGCAAGAGGAAUCGAGUCUGGAGUUUCGUCCUUCAGUGCUUCUUUCUGGUUUUGAAAUUCAAUAAAAAGUAUUCACUAUAGCCUUUUGAAUAUGAAGUUUGGAUGGUGCAAAAGUGAAUUGAUUGAUGAUAAGUUUUUUAAAUUUGGUUAUUUUGGGAAGCCUAGCUGCACCAAACAUACCCGUAGUACGUGAACCAUUGCCACUUCGAAAUUGAUGACAUGACUGUUGUGACAUGUUAGGAUUGAGAAGUAACUCAUAUUGACAGUUGGAGUAAAUUUUCCAACAGUCAACAUUAGGUCAUCGAUUCAAUUCCAGGGAGAAAAAGCACCAUGACGCCGGAAUCGCAACCUCCCUCGUCAUUUGCUUCUCCGCACAGCAAAAUAAACCGGAGACGGUGAUAGUGAGAGAAGAGCGUUUCGGUGAUUUUUUGGCUGGUGGCAAGGGUAAAAGGAUGGGUGCCAGUAUGCUGAAACAAUAUCUACCGCUGUUGAGCCAGCCGAUUGCAUUGUACAGCUUCUAUACUUUCUCGCGGAUGCCUGAAGUGAAGGAAAUCAUUGUAGUUUGUGAUCCUUCCUACAGGGAUGUGUUUGAAGAUGCCAGGGAUAAGAUCCAGAAGGAACAUAAUUUACGAAACAAUAGUCACCUUGAUCCGGAAGAAUUCUAUUUGUUAAUCUUCCAAGGAAAGGCUUUUGAUUUGACCUCUGAGCUUGUUCGCAUCCAUGGUUCUGCAAGACCUCUGGUAUCAACAGGAGAUGUUGAGAAGAGAGGUCCUUGAGGUGACUGAUGACGUGUCUAUUGUUGAGCACCUUCCACAUCCUGUCUACAUCACUGAAGGAUCUUACACCAAUAUCAAGGUUUCAACCCCAGAUAAUUUAUUACUUGCAGAAAGAAUAUUGAGUAUGGACACUGAAAAGUCUUCCGGAUGAUAAUCUUGACAUUUGUCUUCGAAUCAUUUCGAAGUGGCUUGAUUCAUUCAACAGCUUCCCUUGCUGAGAUAUGCAGCUAUUGCGAAUCAGCAGUAAACUUUUACGUAGGUAGCUUGGCUAAGAACCAAUUUUUGUCGAGUCAAUCAUAAAUUUAUGCGGAAAAGUAUAUAAAAUGGAAAACUUGGUUAGUCUACAACCUGACGAAUGGGUUUACAUGAACAUAAGUUUAAAAGAUGAUCAACAUAAGUUUAGAUUUUUUUUAGGGGAUCCAGCAACAUAUCAAAUAUCCAAGCAUUUCCCUUGCGUUUUUGCUGGUGUAUACGCAAGACCUCACUGGCUCUCCAUCAUGACGUCCUUAUCUUCUUUCUUGGCCUGCGGUCUCCUUAACAUGUAUGGACAAUGUGUCUCUUAGGACUGCCAGCGACUUACUUUGUUUACCGGAACCGUG
This is a messenger RNA of Argentina anserina (silverweed cinquefoil), 1639 nucleotides long. RefSeq names its product 2-C-methyl-D-erythritol 4-phosphate cytidylyltransferase, chloroplastic-like. Gene Ontology annotation, molecular function: 2-C-methyl-D-erythritol 4-phosphate cytidylyltransferase activity. The record is from RefSeq and is a predicted model, not a curated record. Lineage: Eukaryota; Viridiplantae; Streptophyta; Magnoliopsida; Rosales; Rosaceae. The transcript has 10 exons. Bases 717 to 1040 code for a protein of 107 amino acids.